Molecule: messenger RNA, 684 nt
Organism: Penicillium canescens
Lineage: Eukaryota; Fungi; Ascomycota; Eurotiomycetes; Eurotiales; Aspergillaceae
Exons: 2
Coding region: 1-684 (227 amino acids)
Source: RefSeq, a predicted model, not a curated record
AUGCCCUCUUCAGCUUCAACCGCGGCGCGGUUAGCAUCGCAAGUACACAUUACAACCUGGCCCACGCCAAGGAAUAUAGCAGAAAGCAAAUUAGUCCUCAAGGCCCUCCAGAAGCACGGCGAAGUCGUGUCAUACCGAAACCUCAAGUACGAUACAACAAAUGACUCCCCAAACCGCCACCGACCAAUGCUAGCAAUCUUUGAAAACGCCGACGCAGCACAGCGCGCAAUCGACUCAUCGCCCGUAACAAUCCCACUACCACCGGGCUCAGCCCCAGUCCCACACUCAAAUAAAAACGCCAUACUCAAAACCGCCUCAAAAAUUUCUCCAGACGACCCGCCCUCAAUAAUAAUGGAAAUUCAAUCCUCGCGCCACAACCACCCUUCCAAUAUCAGUCGCAACCCCUUCUACACAACAUACAACACGCACAAGACGAGUCCGAUGUACAAGGAUUUGGUCAGAGAUGGGAUUCCCGUGAAGGAGUUGGCGGAUUGUUUGCCGAGUAAGAAGUAUCAUAUUGGGAAUGGGGUUAAGGAGAAUAUUCAGGAGGAGAAUCGGUGGAUGGGAGCGAUGAGUUUGAUGGAUCUUUGGAAAGAGGGUUUGAAGGAACAAGAAGAUCAGAGGGCUUCUGGGGAUUCGACUGAGAAGAGGAAGGAGUAUGAGGAAUAUGGGGAGUUUCAAUGA